This is a messenger RNA of Peronospora matthiolae, 717 nucleotides long. Lineage: Eukaryota; Oomycota; Peronosporomycetes; Peronosporales; Peronosporaceae. The record is from the annotation of a GenBank genome assembly.
AUGCGAUGCGCGAGCAAGGCCGCCGAGAGCGCGUCUGCACGUCUCUGUGCGGACGCCGAAGCAGAAACAACAGCAACUGAUGUCCCAUCGGUUGCUGAAGAGACCCAGCCUGUGUCACUUGGUGACGCAGGCGCUGGUCAUGAAGACACUCGUGUCUUCACAGAUUACGAGCUCGGUGUCUCGUACUCUCCUGAUACGGAUGACGGAUCCGUAUCAACGGCGAUCGAAUCCAAGCCGCCUGCCAAGCGUGGCAUGGACGAUGCUUUGCGUCGCAGCAUCUUUGGUUCAUCUGAUGAAUCAGAUGAACCAUCGCCGAAGCGAAGGCGCUCGAGGUCGCGAGACUCGGGCAUUAAUAGUGGUGUCGGUUCUCCUAUAGACACCACUUCACAGCGAGGUGCCAGUACUUCUGUCGGCACGUCGCAGGAAGAGCGGGACCGCAAUGUGUUGCGUCUCGCUCCUGAGAAGAAGGAGCAUGGAUGCCUCCAAAAUCUGUCAUGGAUCACUUGUCGGCGACGACGAGUGAUCGUUAUCGAACACGAUUGUUCGAUUCGUCAAGGAUCCAUCACCUUGACCCCAGCGCGAAAGACUAUCGCGCUGAACACGAAUUCUUCAUCGAUGCUUUCUUCAGACAUCGAUGGUACAGUGGGAAUCACAAACGUGAUGGUCCCUCACUACUUCAGGCGUGGAACGCCUACAUCCAUAACCUCGAGGAUGUAG